Molecule: messenger RNA, 855 nt
Organism: Babesia bigemina
Lineage: Eukaryota; Apicomplexa; Aconoidasida; Piroplasmida; Babesiidae
Exons: 1
Coding region: 1-855 (284 amino acids)
Source: RefSeq, a predicted model, not a curated record
AUGAGAGACAUAACCUAUUACAGAUGGCAGGUGGUUUGGUUCAUUUUAUGCUUCUACACAAUCUUCUCUUAUGGCUUAGUUAUGAGAUCUCCCGCGAUCGAUGAUUAUUGGGUGGGUGAUACAAUGAGGUCUAAAAGAAUUGAACGUGUACGGGAAUUACUAAACGAGAGCUCCGUAUCUAUUUUGCUUAAUACAUUACAAGUAUUCGGAAACCAGGUAGGUGAAAUUCUACGUGGGGAUCACGUUAAUAACGAUAAUGUGUUAAAAGGGAUUACUGACCGCUACCCAACGUACCAUGAACUUCAUGAAUUCUGUGAAGGUUUUAGCCGUGUUGCUGAUGACCAGUUGACACAUAUCAGAAAUGCAUGGGACAUUUACACGCGCUACAACGAUAUAAAGGCAGAGUUGGGGAAAAUCGAUUUACAAUCGCCCCGUGCAGACGAAUUAAUUGAUGAGAGGAAUAGGCUCGAAUCUCAGUUCGAGAUGUAUGUGCCUUUUCUUGAAUCUGCGCUUCGAGUUGAGGCUGAUAAACUGGUGCCUAUUGCUGUCUACCUGUUGAAUAUUCUUGAUACAAGAAUAAAGACUCUAAGUUCGAUACAGAAACCUGCUGAGAGUACAAACGGAGCACACACAGGAAAAACCCUGCAAACUACCACAACAUUACAGCGAAGGAAUCCAAAGACAGAGGACAACGCAUGUAUAUGUUCAAGUGAAUGGAGUGUUGAAAAACCAAAAGAUAGCAGUACCUGCCAUACACGUGACGCAAAGAGUGCUACGAAAUCAUCAGGCCAUACGACCUUGGGAUGGAGCGUUAUCCAAACACUGAGUGCCCUUGCUAUAAUGAUGCCUUUAUGA